Molecule: messenger RNA, 603 nt
Organism: Trichoderma breve
Lineage: Eukaryota; Fungi; Ascomycota; Sordariomycetes; Hypocreales; Hypocreaceae
Exons: 4
Coding region: 1-603 (200 amino acids)
Source: RefSeq, a predicted model, not a curated record
AUGUCUGAUGAAGAGGGCGGCAAUACAAGAUGCUGCGCCCCGUUCCUCGCUCUCACAGAGCCCAUCGAAGUCAGCGAACUAGGAUCCCCAGAUGGCCUCGACAAACCAUCCGCGUUUUUCCAAUGGCCGUGGCCCAGUCCCCUCUUGUUCAUCAACGAAAGUAGCGAUGCGCGGGAUCACUGCGCCAACGAGCGAACUUUCCUUUCGUAUCUCCGCCUGUCGAUAUACAUGGCCAUCGUCUCUGUCGCCAUCACCGUCUCGUUUCACAUCAAGGGCACGCCAAGCGAUCUCGAGCGCCGGGUGGCAAAGCCUCUUGGUGGGAUUUUCUGGGUCUUGUCGGUUGUGACUUUGGCUCUAGGAGCGGGAAACUAUAUCAGUGAGAUUCACCCCUCUCUUUCAGCCAUCUAUUUGCCUCUAUCCAGCCUCGGUUUUAAGUAUCUACAGAUGGGAACUAACCGCAGUCGUCAUCUUUUUGCCAGGGACCGUCAAUUUAUAUGGUCGAAGAGCCGCUAUUGUGCAAUCUGGCUGGAAGACUCAGGUGGUGUUGGGUAUAAUAGCCACUUCAAUCAUUGGAACGUGCAUCAUAUUGUUAGUCGUCGAUAA